UGAAUUCUCUUUGCGGAAACUACUUAGUUGUGUAAAUUUCUGACAUCAGUUUCUCAUUGUUUAAAUAUUACAUGUAUUUUACCAAUCAAAUGAUUCCUAAAUUCUUAUUAAAGAGAUGCAUAGAAAAAGCUUUAUAUGCUUCUCCUAUGAUGCGUUCCUUUUCCAGCAUAACUCCAAUACAAAUGGCGUAUACACUUUAUGGGGAAAAUAACUCCGCACAUUUGCCUCUAAUAAUAAUGCACGGGCUCUUUGGUUCCCAGCGUAAUUGGAAAACUGUUGCUCGAACAUUGGAAAGUAAAGUGGAUAAAAUGAUAUUUACUGUAGAUGCGAGAAAUCACGGCGAUAGUCCCCAUACAACUGAGCAUAGUUCUGCCCAUAUGGCAGUAGAUAUUUCAGAAUUAAUGAAAAGUAAAGGAAUUACAAAAACAUGUGCAAUGGGCCAUAGCAUGGGAGGCAGAACGAUGAUGCAUUUAGCUCUUAAGCAUCCGGAACUUGUGGACCGGGCAAUUAUUAUUGACAUAUCUCCCAUUGCAGUGCCGCGAGACUUUCAUCAAAUGGAUGAAAUAUUUAAAGCUAUGGAAAAUGUUGAUAUUCCUGCGAAAUAUUCAUUAGGACAAGGGCGCAAAAUAGCUGAAGAUCAAAUUAAAAAAGCAGUGGGAGUUCAAGCAACUGUUGAGUUUAUAUUGAUGAAUUUGAGAAAACGGAAUACUGGAGAAUUCUAUUGGGUUCCUAAUAUUGGUACUCUUCACAAAAAUUUGAGAUUAUUCAACGACUUCCAGGAGCAUGUGAAGGAUUUACCACCUUUUAGAGGACCAGUGAUGUUCAUCUGUGGGAAUCAAUCCAAUUUUGUUGAUCCUAAUAGUUGGCCGGAUAUUCAACAAAUGUUUCCUAACUCGGAACUACAUUGGCUUGAUGCGGGUCAUUUAGUCCAUUUUGAUCAGCCGGAAAUGUUUGUUAAUUUAGUCGUGGAUUUUUUGAAGCGAUAAAUUUAAAUAAACUUAGAUUAUUUUACAUGUAUAUAUUGUGAAGAAUAUCGGUACGAGAACAAAGUAGAAUCUACGACAGAGAUAAAGAGAUGUCCAACUCAUCUCCCAUUAGAAGUGAGAGAGCAAUUCCCAAACGUCAAAAAAUCCUGAACUCGAUCAGCUGUCAAAGUUCUCGAUAUAUUAAAGGACCACUAUAUAGUAAUUUUCAA
Bactrocera tryoni is the source of this 1195-nucleotide messenger RNA. RefSeq names its product protein ABHD11. The transcript is spliced from 5 exons. The record is from RefSeq and is a predicted model, not a curated record. The coding region runs from base 72 to 986 and encodes 304 amino acids. NCBI's taxonomy places the organism in Eukaryota, Metazoa, Arthropoda, Insecta, Diptera, Tephritidae. Gene Ontology annotation, cellular component: mitochondrion.